CCUUUAAACUUAUCACUACACUUUGGAAAAUAUCACCUCCCUCUAACUUCGAAACCUGCACUCUCUGGAGUCUGGAAGCUCUUUCUCUCUAAGGUUUGUUCUUCCUCUCUGCUUUCUAUGGCAUACCACUAUUGUGCUAUCUUCUCUCUCUAGCUUUUAGAGGUUCGUUCUGGUUUUCCAAAGCCAUGGAUUCCUUAAAUGCUAGUCCAGGAAUAGAGUCAAGAAAGAGGAAGCCAUUCCCCAUCGAAGGAAGCCCCCAGAUGCUGAAGGAUUUUCUAAAUGACGACUUCAGCUCAUGUUCAUCCAAUGGUUUCAGUUCCUUCCCUCGCCGAGCGUGUUUUACAACUGUUCGAAAUCUGGUCCAAAUGGAUCUCAAUUCUAGAGAUUCAGACAACGCUGAGAAAUUACUCAGAAGCCGUUUCAAGGUGGCUUCCAAGACCAUCUCUGCAUUCCAUAAAGCAUCAGCGGUUGUGAUUAAGGUUAUCAAAUACCUCCCCUUCUCCUCCAUCAAGGCUCCGACAGAACCACACAACAGAACGAAGCAGGGAAUUCUGUCAAGGAGUCUUUCAAGGAGUUUGAGACAAAAUUUCUGGAAGAAAAGAGAUAAAGUUGAAAACUACGAUAUCAAGGUAAGGGUGAUGGUUAAAGACAUUAUAAGGUGGAAAUCGUUCGGAGAUUUAAUCGAAGAAAAGCAGCAAAAGCCACCGGAUAUCUGUUCUUCUCCUCUCCAGAUCAGUAGCAUCGCCGCCACUGCCGUUGCCGACGAUGGCACCACCGCCACCACUAGUAUCAGCAGCAACAAUAGUAACAGUUGGACUGAUUGUGAUUUCACGUCGGAAUAUUUACAGUCAUCUGGCGGUAGCUCUGAGUACCUAGAUGAAAACGAAGGUGAGGAAGGUAAAGAAUGCUCGGUAGAGGAGAAGAUGACCAGCAACAAAGGACACAAUGCGGUGGGUGCGGAUUCCUUGGAGACAACGACCUACUCCGUAGACCCAAAGGGAGAGUGCCCGUUAGAGGAAAAAGAACAGUUUAGCCCAGUCUUAGUGCUUGAUUUUCCUGAUGAAGAAGAAGAUGAUGAUGGAGAUGGAUAUACAGAGUCGGCGUUCCACCAGAGCCUUGCCAGCAUUGAGAGGAGGAAGGAGAAGCUUUUGCAAAAGAUAAGACGAUUUGAAAGCCUCGCUGAACUGGAACCCGUGGACCUUGAAAAACGGAUUGCACUGUCGGAGAAGGAUGACUCCGGUGAGAGCCCCUGCGACGAUGGCGUACUCCUGUCACAAGAAGAUGAAGAUGAGGUUGAUCUGGAAGCAAAGAUGGCAGGAAAAGGAACAACGGAGGGCAACGGAAGUGCUUGUAAGGAGGUAGUGAAGAUGGCAAGAGAUUGGGUGAAUGGGAACAGUUGUGGGGGAUUGGGUUUGGAGUUGGAGUACAAUAGGGAAACAUAUGUUAGAGAAAUGGAGAAUGGAGGAGGGAGUUGGAGGAAAUUUGAGGAGGAACAAAGAGAAGUAGCAGUGGAAGUAGAGAGUGGAGUGCUGUGUUCCUUGGUAGACGAGCUGUUGAUUGAUCUUUUUUCUUGAGAGAUCUCCUGCUUGUGCUCAAAUAAAUUAGAAUCUUAUAAUUUAAAAAAUAUUAUAUUUUAAGAACC
Molecule: messenger RNA, 1642 nt
Organism: Macadamia integrifolia
Lineage: Eukaryota; Viridiplantae; Streptophyta; Magnoliopsida; Proteales; Proteaceae
Exons: 3
Coding region: 186-1574 (462 amino acids)
Source: RefSeq, a predicted model, not a curated record